Liolophura sinensis is the source of this 1986-nucleotide messenger RNA. RefSeq names its product allene oxide synthase-lipoxygenase protein-like. Gene Ontology annotation, biological process: lipid oxidation. Lineage: Eukaryota; Metazoa; Mollusca; Polyplacophora; Chitonida; Chitonidae. The transcript has 15 exons. The coding region runs from base 1 to 1986 and encodes 661 amino acids. The record is from RefSeq and is a predicted model, not a curated record. Gene Ontology annotation, molecular function: metal ion binding; oxidoreductase activity, acting on single donors with incorporation of molecular oxygen, incorporation of two atoms of oxygen; protein binding.
AUGAACGCUACCGCUAUAUCUUACAUAGUCCUCGUGUACACUGGGGACAGACCCGGGGCAGGAACCGACGCUAACGUCAAAAUACUGUUUUAUGAUGACCGUGGAACUAAGACACCACAGUUUAGACUAGAUUCAUUCUUUAGGAACGAGUUCGAAAGAGGUGGGACAGAUGACUUCAAAGUUAAGUUGCCUAACGACCUGCAGUUUGGGUGCGUCAAAAAAAUUGAGUUCUGGAGAGACUCGGUGGGCCUGGGGUCUUCUUGGUACCUGGAUAGAAUCUCGGUGAUAGAUGAAGCCCGUAAAUAUGUGUACGAGUUCCCUGUGUUCCGUUGGAUUAAGGCUGACCACCAUUACGUCAUCGAGCAUCUGGACACCUCGCUCCCGCAGUUUGACGAACAAAAGGAACAACGGCAAAUGGAAUUGGAGGAGAACAGAAAACUCUACAAACUCAAAGUGAAAGUCCCCGGAUUACCUCCUCAGGUGGCAAGCAUUCCAGAGGAUGAAGAAUUCGCUAAGGACUAUAGGUGGGACAUGAAGAAGCAGAAAUACCAACUGGCCGUUGACACUCUUAUGAUCGGGAUAAAGUCAUCAAAAUGGACCACCUUGGAGUCAUUGAGGAAUCUCUACACGGCUCAUCGUCUUCCUGAACCCAAGUGCACAAAGACCUGGAUGGAAGACAGCCAUUUUGGUAACCAGAGAGUAGCUGGAGUCAAUCCAGUUCUGAUUAGCCUGUGCACACAUAUACCUAGCAAAUUUGGAGUUACAGAUAACAUGGUUGAACCCUUUCUAGAAGGGUUAUCUCUGCAGGAAGCUAUCAACCAAAAACGACUGUUUAUCGUGGACCUCGAAAUCAUGGAGGAUGUGCCUUGUCAAAAUGACACAUUUGUUGUCUGUGCCCCUUUGGUAUUGUUUUUUGAAGACAGAGACAAUCAGUUAUUACCCGUGGCAAUCCAGCUGUUCCAAAACAAAGGACCGGACAAUCCGGUAUUUUUACCGUCCGAUCCGCCUAUGACCUGGCUCCUGGCCAAGAUGUGGUACAACAACGCUGAUUCCGCAUAUCACCAGGCCCUCACACAUCUGGGUUUCACUCACCUGAUAAUGGAGGGUAUCUCUGUCAUCACCCAGAGGAACUUGUCCCAGUCUCAUCCAAUCUUCAAACUCCUUGCCCCGCAUUUCCUUUUCCUCAUUGCUAUUAAUACGCUGGCCCUCAAGACGCUUAUAUCAAAAGGUGGAUGGGUGGACUCGGUGGAAAGUGUAGGCAUUAAAGGCACCUUUUUUCUGAUAGCCAAAGGAAUCAAAGCAUGGCGCAUGGAUGUGGAAGGAACCAUACCAGAGGAGCUCAGACAGAGAGGUCUGCUGGAUGAUAAGGUGCUCCAUUUCUACCCGUACCGUGAUGACGUCAUACUGCUGUACGAGGCCAUCAGCUCAUACGUCACUAAGAUUGUGGAUUUGUAUUACGAUAGCCCAGAGAAAUUAUCAGGUGAUCAUGAGAUACAAGCAUGGGCGAAAGAGUUGGUGACCCCUAAAGAAAAUGGAGGAUGUGGAAUAUUGGGUGUACCAGGUAAUGGAUACUUCACCAGUAAUGACCAGCUCAUCCUUGUUCUCACCUCCAUCAUCUGCACCUGCAGUCUUGUACACGGGGCCUUCAAUUUCCCUCAGUAUGAAAACUACGCCUUUCCGCCUAACUAUCCCAUGAUGCUGAAGGGAACGCCACCUAAAGAUAAAAAACCGAGGACAGAGAAGGACAUUUUGAGGGCUAUUCCAGACAAAGCGGUUGUUCUUGACACCAUGCUGGUAGUGAAACUACUCAGUUCCAAGGGGACAAACUGUCUGGGAGACUUUGAGGUUAACUUUGCAUUUGACCCGAAAGCCAAGGAUGUUAAGCUCUCGGAAAUCAAGAAAAUCAUAAGAGACAGAAACAAAACUCGACGGUUGCCGUAUGAGUGGCUUGAUCCAGAAAAUAUUCCGAACUCCAUAAGCAUCUGA